This is a messenger RNA of Durusdinium trenchii, 732 nucleotides long. Lineage: Eukaryota; Dinophyceae; Suessiales; Symbiodiniaceae. The record is from the annotation of a GenBank genome assembly.
AUGCUGACAGAAGUCCUAGCGGACAAUUUCCAUUCCAUCCACUUCUGUCUGCUUCCCAAGCAGCACUCUGUCGUCCGCUUGGAUGACACUGUCGGUCCGCAAACUCUGUGGUACCAAGAGCUUCUUGCGGUGCAGGAACUCUUGAUCCAAUACCUGUCCUCGGGGCAAGGCUACGAUGACGAGAGCGUGUCCUUAGCGCUGCAAGAAGGGAAUCAGCUCUUCCAGCAGAAAGAUUUCAGCCGGGCAUGUGAUUUCUUCGGCAUUGCCUACGAGAUUGGUCGGCACCACUACUGCUAUCGACCUCUGCUGCACGACUUGCUCCUGCGGCGAGCUCUCUGCCACUCCUUGCUGGGAAACUUUAAAGUUGCCCAGCAGGAGAUUGAGAAAGCCCUCUGGCUCAUUCCACACGAGGCUACUGGACUUUUGGUGGCUGCUUUGGUCUAUUCCAAGCUAGGCCUGGUGACGGAAGCCAACGUGUCCUUCCAGCAGGCGGUCUGCAGCCAACGAGAGCUCAAGGACUUGGUGGAUUGCCUGGUGGCCUUCUUUUGCCUCCAGCACCACUAUGCGGACCGCGCUGUGAACAUCUGCACCCAGGUGCUGCAGCGUAGCCCGAAGUGUCCCUUGGCGCUGCUGAUGCGUGGGGAUGCUUACAGGUUCGGGGCUGAGGGGAGGGAGGAGGCUGAGUCAGGGCCUGAGUCAGCUGGUGCUCGGGAUGAAGCAGUUGUGGGAUGA